This is a messenger RNA of Knipowitschia caucasica, 1353 nucleotides long. The record is from the annotation of a GenBank genome assembly. NCBI's taxonomy places the organism in Eukaryota, Metazoa, Chordata, Actinopteri, Gobiiformes, Gobiidae.
AUGGUUGUUGUUGGACGGUGGUUGUUGUUGGAUGGUGGUUGUUGGACGGUGGUUGUUGUUGGAUGGUUGUUGUUGGAUGGUGGUUGUUGUUGGAUGGUGGUUGUUGUUGGACGGUGGUUGUUGGACGGUGGUUGUUGGACGGUGGUUGUUGUUGGAUGGUUGUUGUUGGACGAUGGUUGUUGUUGGAUGGUGGUUGUUGUUGGACGGUGGUUGUUGGAGGGUGGUUGUUGUUGGAUGGUUGUUGUUGGACGAUGGUUGUUGUUGGUCGGUGGUUGUUGUUGGAUGGUGGUUGUUGGAUGGUGGUUGUUGUUGGAUGGUUGUUGUUGGAGGGUGGUUGUUGUUGGAUGGUUGUUGUUGGACGAUGGUUGUUGUUGGACGGUGGUUGUUGUUGGAUGGUGGUUGUUGAUGGAUGGUUGUUGUUGUUGGAUGGUGGUUGUUGUUGGACGGUGGUUGUUGGACAGUUGUUGUUGGACGGUUGUUGUUGGAUGGUUGUUGUUGGAUGGUUGUCGUUGGAUGGUGGUUGUUGGACGGUGGUUGUUGUUGGAUGGUGGUUGUUGUUGGAUGGUGGUUGUUGUUGGAUGGUUGUUGUUGGAUGGUUGUCGUUGGAUGGUGGUUGUUGGACGGUGGUUGUUGUUGGAUGGUGGUUGUUGUUGGAUGGUGGUUGUUGUUGGACGGUGGUUGUUGGACGGUGGUUGUUGUUGGAUGGUGGUUGUUGUUGGACGGUGGUUGUUGGACGGUGGUUGUUGUUGGAUGGUGGUUGUUGGACAGUGGUUGGUUUUGGACGAUGGUUGUUGUUGGACGGUGGUUGUUGUUGGACGGUGGUUGUUGUUGGACGGUGGUUGUUGUGGACGGUGGUUGUUGUUGGAUGGUGGUUGUUGGACGGUGGUUGUUGUUGGAUGGUUGUUGGAUGGUUGUUGUUGGAUGGUUGUUGUUGGACGGUGGUUGGUGUUGGACGAUGGUUGUUGUUGGACGGUGGUUGUUGUUGGACGGUGGUUGUUGUUGGAUGGUGGUUAUUGGACGGUGGUUGUUGUUGGAUGGUGGUUAUUGGACGGUGGUUGUUGUUGGGCGGUGGUUGUUGUUGGACGAUGGUUGUUGUUGGACGAUGGUUGUUGUUGGACGAUGGUUGUUGUUGGACGGUGGUUUUUGUUGGACGUUGGUUGUUGUUGGAUGGUUGUUGUUGGAUGGUUGUUGUUGGACGGUGGUUGUUGUUGGAUGGUGGUUGUUGUUGGACGGUGGCUGGUGUUGGACGAUGGCCCCUGGAAGACUGGCACGUUUGUAUCGGCUCUAAAACUAGAACUCAUGGUACCAAAACCAGAGACACGUCCCUGUGAUCCCAGAGACACGUCCCUGUGA